GACAGUAUGGCAGAGGCAGGAAAUACGGCGGAUGAAAAAAAAGAAUACUUUUCCAGAGUAAAUCUUGCACUGACCGACUGUGGUAGACGAGUGUUAUUACAUCUUCUACAAAUAAGAGUUAGGGAACUCACACCAAAAGACCAUCAGGAUCAACACUGGUCACUAGAUGAAUUUUUGAAUCAUAACAUGGAAGAUAUAUUGAUAUGCAUUGGUAGAGAUAAAAGCAAGAAAAAUAUUCUGUAUCCAUUCAAACAAGACACAGAUUUGACCAAGUGGGAUAUUCCCCUUUUUGUUUUUGUACUUCUAAAUGCAUGCGAACUUAACGAUCACGAAUCUCUUUACUGUCAACUUAUACAUGACAUCCGUAAUCUUAUUGAUUUGAGGAAUAAAAUGCUACACAAGGGAACGCCAACAUUGGACGAGCAAAUUUACCGCAAAUAUUUUGGCCGUAUUGUCGGUGCUGUGCAACGAAUAUGUGACUAUAUGCAAGAGCCGGACUUGAAAGAAUCACUUUCAAAAGAACUUGAUAAGUACGAAAGCCUGAAACACGUCUAUCCCAACGGUCUUAUAUCAGAGUUGGGUUGCAAAUCAGUUGACAUGAUGAAUGAGGCUGACGCAGCGGUUGUAAACGGUUUGCAGCAAAUACAGAUGAUCAUUCAGAAAAAGGGGUUGUCAGUAAAUAUACCAAUUCUCGAUGUCAUGGUCAUGUUUCGCAACUACAAUAAAGAAGACGAACGCGCCAUUGCGGAACGACUUCAUGGACCAUUUUCACAGGCAUUAGAGCAUGGUGAAGCGAUGCCAGCUGACCGGAGUUCAAGUGAGCUGGACGUUGAAGUCAAGUCCCUUGUUCGUAAGUUAUUUGACGAAAAAAGAGAGAUAACGAAGGUCAGCACGGGUUGUCUCGUUCUAUCAAUCCAGUGUCACGAUAUAGGCGCAGUUAUUUCUCUAGUACAAGACAACCUUUCGGGAAAGUUUGGGAGUUUAUUUGAACCUCUUGAAGAGGUAAUGCGGACUUAUGACGACCAUGCUCUCUUUGAAGUUUAUGUUGGUAUUACAAGGCAAAGCUGUUGGGCUCUCCUUAACGAAAUGUGUAAGUUAAGGAAGAAAAGUAUAGAUUUCCAUUUGUCAUUUGCCAUAUAAUUUGAAACUGGGCAUCCUCAUUUGAUAAUCGGUUUUUGUAUUUUUGCUAGUUUGGAUGUUCACAUGAACUGAUAAGAGUUACUCUAAGAGUCUAUUUAUUUGUUUGGACACAUAUUAUAAUCGCCUAGGCAGUGAUCUCUCUUGAUGAGCAGAUUCAGGAAACCAAGCGCGAACAAAUUUGGAUUUACGAAAAACAUCGUUAUUUACACAUAUCUACAUUUACUGUACGGCAAAAAUAAGUUUCCGCUGUGUGGAGUUUGACAUUGGUAUCUAAAUAUGACCUAGUUUUGGGGAUCAGA
This is a messenger RNA of Mya arenaria, 1439 nucleotides long. RefSeq lists its product as uncharacterized. Lineage: Eukaryota; Metazoa; Mollusca; Bivalvia; Myida; Myidae. Bases 7 to 1140 code for a protein of 377 amino acids. The transcript is spliced from 5 exons. The record is from RefSeq and is a predicted model, not a curated record.